AUGCAGCUUACGAAUAAAUCAAGUGAAGAGCAGACGGAUACCCGUGAGACAGUUGAUGAAGAUAGUACAAAUGAGAUUAAGGAUACCACUCAAGACGAGGUUAAGCGUAACAGAAUAAAACUUAUUACUAAGUUGCUCAUCGAUAGUAAGUAUAGUCUCAUGGAUGAUGUUAAUUACAACAGGGGAUUUUCUGAACUUAAGGACAAGAGUGUAUUGAAAGAAAGCCAUUUAGAUCCAGUAAUUAGUGAAUCUAAUUCAAGUGUCUCUCUGGAUAAAUCUAACGCUAAUAAAAACAAUAACAACCAUAAGAACAACAAGAAUGUGAAGAACUUUGGUAUUACAAUUCCGAGAUCCACAAGGAUUAAAGCUGAUCGUGUAAGGAUUUAUUUGGAUAAUUAUUACACUAAAAUGGAAGGAAGCAUAUCGAUAGAAAACUCAGAGCAUUUACAUGAAGGGAUAGAAGGUGUCUAUAACCCUUUACAGGUUAUCAGAAAUCGUAAGUUGAAGAACAAAUAUAAUGAGAUGCCAGCAAGACAAUUUUCCAUGCGAAAGCCUCCAUUGAUAGCUGUAUUAGAGUUUUCUAGAAAACCCCACAAGAGAAUGCCCUGGUUUGUAGAUGUUACUGAAAUUUCUAGUGAUAUGACUUGGAGAACUUCGCAUUGGGAUGAGUUGGUCGAUCCCCACGGUAACUUAUGGUUCGGUAAGAAGGAUACUUCUUCACAUAUUGAAGGUCCCUACAAUAAGUCUAGACAUGAAAGCCGGUCGAGUCAAAAAAAAAACCAGAACCACCAUCAUCACCACCACCAUCACCAUCACCUUAGGCGGCCUUACCAUAGAUCACGAUCCUCACGACGAGAAAGUGGAGCAGGGCUCCCGGAUUAUGGUAGCACUACAGAUGAUGGCGACGUCAACGGUACACCAAUGGAGAACACUAAAUUAUUGAAGUCCUAUAACGAACUUGAUGUUAACGACAAGGACAUCAAUCAUUUGACUCCGGAGGAAUAUGCAGAUGAAGAAUCUCUCAAUGCUGCUAGCGAAAGAUCAAGACUCAAUAGGUUUGAAAUGAUGAUUAAAAAACCUAGAUGGUCGAAAUCACCCAAUUCUCGUCGUAAAAGUCAUGGUACCUCCGUAGACAAACUGACAACUCCAAUACAUCAUACCAGAACCGGUUCCACGGCGACGACGCGUGCAACCAGGCCCAGCCGUGGUAGUGCUAGUAGUGGUUUAGUUUCGAACAUUUCAACUACACCUCAAGCCAAUAACUCAAUUGCUAGCAAUAGUACUGAUUCACAAAUGCCGAGGAAUAAUCUUUUAAAUGCAGUAGCUAUUCAUAGAUUGAGAACUCCUGGUGCCGAGGUAGCUGUGGAUGAUGAUGACGAAGAAGAUGCACAAGAAAUAGAUCCCUUACAGGAAAAGCCAUUCGAACCGGUGAAAUCCUCCGAGAACUUUGAAUAUGGACAGGUUGAUGAGAAAUUACAAGAGCACAGAUAUUCUACACGAUUUCUAUUGAGUGCAAUGAAAGUAGUUAAACACAGAAAAAUGACAGAUGCUAUUAUUAAAAAGAAGUAUAUUCAAAAGAGGUGUACUCCACAACACGAUGAGAACAUGCCUUUGAUCGUUAACAGUACAUCAGAGAUGUUAAAAACGUAUGAUGAAGAGCUGGAAAGAGCUUUGAAGAAAGGGAAUAAUUAUGCAUCAUCCCUUUUGAACGACUAUUCCAUGUGCGUGGAAACAUUAAUCUCGACGACAGACAGAAUCCUAAGUGAUAUUAAUACGACUCUGACUUUGAAAUUGAAGAUGUUCCAAGAAAAUGCCGAUAGGUUCGGUACUUUAAAAAUGAUGAAAACCCAAAAACUGACUAAAAUUCUCUACGGUGUACUCGAAUUUACCAUUAUUACAGUGUUUUGGACAAUUUGGCUUGCAGUUAGCAUUGUAAAAUGUACAAAACUUAGCCUUGUCCUCACAGUAAAGCUAUUGAAAUGGAUGCUAUGGUAA
Zygosaccharomyces rouxii is the source of this 1995-nucleotide messenger RNA. RefSeq names its product Mtc4p (gene MTC4). The transcript has a single exon. The coding region runs from base 1 to 1995 and encodes 664 amino acids. NCBI's taxonomy places the organism in Eukaryota, Fungi, Ascomycota, Saccharomycetes, Saccharomycetales, Saccharomycetaceae. The record is from RefSeq and is a predicted model, not a curated record.